GGAGAGGGGCAUUUUCCGCAGCCUAUUGGUGAGACCGCAAAAGACUAGCGCACAGAGAGGAGAGACACAAACUUUCGGACAGUCAUCCAAAACGUUAAUUAUCCGUCUUUUUAAAGGCGUCUGUUGCCUUUUUAUCCAGUUUUCGCCCAGCUGCCAAACGUUACUUUGUCGCAAUUCGUUGGAAGUGAUUUACAGGGCAAUGGUGAAGAAGGAUACAUUUUGCGGAAUUUUCGCCUUUACGCACGUUUCUCCUCUCAACUUCACUUCGGAUAGAGAGCAGUGAGUUGAAUCCUCUUUGCAUCUCGAAGAGAAGUAGCCAGAGGGGCUUCAGCUGCCCUGCACCACUGGAGCCUUUCAAGAAUGUCGGGGCCAACACAUUACAACAGGCCUCCACACUUCUGACCCAACAUGGAGCUCAAGGUCUGGGUGGAUGGAGUCCAGAGGGUCGUCUGUGGGGUCACCGAGGCAACCACCUGCCAGGAAGUGGUGAUUGCUCUGGCUCAGGCCAUAGGUCGCACUGGGAGAUACACUCUUGUAGAAAAAUGGCGAGACACUGAGCGUCACCUAGCCCCUCAUGAGAGCCCUGUUGCUUCUCUCAACACAUGGGGCCAGUAUGCUGGUGACGUCCAGCUGAUCUUGCACCGCACAGGCCCUUCCCUGACCGAACGGCCCCCCUCAGAAGGACCUCCUCUCAGGGGGCCUGAACGUGGGCUGCAUCGGCAGAGCCUCCCUCCCCUUGCAAAGCUUCGGCAUCCCAAUGAGCGCUCCCUCCGCCGCCGUGAGCCGCGUCGCAAGUCUCUCACAUUCACCGGUGCACCCAGAGGUCUCAGGGAGAUACUGGGUGGAGGACGGGUUGGAGAGGCAGAAGCCAAACGUAGACUUCUUCUGGGAAACAGUGGAAAUCACCACCAUGCAGGAGCAGCCAUUGGGUCUGCAUCCCCUGGCCUGUGGGCCUGUCGCAUGGAGGAUCUGGUUAGACUGGUCAGUCUACAGAGAGAGACUCUGAAUGUCCUGGAGAAGAAGCUGGGAGCUUAUGAGGCUGAGCUCCAGGCCUGGGCCGAGGGGCGAGGAGGGCGAGGCUCAGGAUGCGGUGGGGACCCAGGUGGAGGUGGAGGGCUGUUAGACGAGAUCCUGAGGCUGGAGAAGCACCUGAGGAAGAACGAGGUGGAGAUGGAGGAGGAGGAGUUUUGGGCCACUGAGCUGCAGAUUGAGAUAGAGAGUGAGAGACAGCUGGAGGAAAGGCUGCAGGAGCUUCGUGGUCGUCUGCAAGACUGUGAGCUAGAGAUUGAAGAGAAGCUGGAAAUGGUACAGGGUAUAGAGGCAGGUCUGGAAGAAGAGCGGCUGCAAAGGGAGCGACAGGAGACCCAGUGGGUCAGUGAGGCAGAGGCUCAGGCUCAGGUCCAAAGGGUCAAAACUGAGCUGAAGGCCCAGGAGAGACAGGCUGUCCAGCUGGAGAGCAGCUGUAGAGCUGUGGACAGGUCACUAGUGCAAAGCAGCAAGAAACUACAGGACAUGCAGCAUGAGCUGGAGCAGCUGACCAAGGAGUUGAGGCAAGUUAACCUGCAGCAGUUUAUCAAGCAAACCGGCACCAAAGUCACAGUGCUGCCAGCUGAACCCACUGAGGAUGAAAGCACCAGCAACACUCAUGGUAUAGAUUUAGUUCCCCUGUCUGGCUCACUGAAGCGUCCCGUGUCCUUGCACCCUAUGUCGGGUCACCUUCGGGUCCUCCACAGCCCUCUCAGUUCUGGCCUGAACCCAGAGGGGAUCUACGUUUGAGGCUCUGCUGCACAUGUCUGCUUGGAGGGAACACAGAAGAACUCAUUUCUCUCUAGAGCCCAUUUGUAAGUGGAUAUCUUGGUACAGGAUACCUCAGUAGCACACCACUAUGCACUGUUGUCUCAGUUAACUGAAGGCAACCUUGAGUGUGAAAGCCUGCAGUGAAGGAACAUUGCUGACCUUUGAACAGAAGUCUUGAAGCUCUUGGUGUGAAUGGAAGAUGAUGUGAAGUUAUGGCGUGAAGAAAAGCACGACAGUGCCACCAUGUUUCAUGGCACACUGUCUCUAAACAUGCUAGGCCGUCAUGGACUUCCUUUAUAAACAUAUCCACUUAAUGUACUUUUACUUUCACUUUAGUACCUGCAGAAUGAUUUGUAUUGUUUUCUCACUUGCAUCAUGAUUCAAAACUAUGGCUCUUUGAACAGUAUCCUUGGGAAUCUGGUUUGUGAAUCUAUACAUUUCAUCCAUGAAAACAUUUAUAAUUCUGCCGUGAAUACACUUUACCAAGCAUAAUGACUGGUUCUUAUGUAAGCAAUGAAGGAUCCACUUGUGUCUAUAAUAAAACUAUAACUAUAGAGUCUAUCAUUUUGUAAAUCAGAAUCUAUUCUCAUAGCUCUGACUUAUGUUAAAACUAUGCACAAAUGGUUGAUAGUUUUGUUACUGAAGAAUGUUACUGUCUGUACGUACCAAAAUGGCAUAUUGUAAAUGUGUUUUCUUACUUUUUAGCAUUAUUUAGUGAAUUAUUAUGUUUUAUUACAAAGUGGUGCAUUCACAGAUACAGAAAUGCAGUGUCCUCAUUCCGGCAGUAGUAUCUGCAAAAUGAAAGUGUUAGUUUUACACAUAAACUGUUUUUUGGGUUUUUUUGUGUGAAGAUGACAUCCUAUAUUUUUUGCCAAAUUGAUUGUGCUUGUUUUGCUCUUAGGAUCUGUGGCCAAAGAUUAGCAGGUCUUAUUGCAUGAUUGUGCUGUGAAUAUAGCCAUAUCUGGAUGUGCAGAGCACCCACAGUACAGUAAAUCAGUUUUUAGUAGAAUCUAAAAAUGAUGGCAUGUAAUAUUACAAUGGAUUGCUACAGUUACUGUGAGUAUGAGUGAAUGUGAGUAAAUCAGUGAUUAAAGGGAUGUGUGUCUGUGUCUGUGUCUGUGUCUGUGUCUGUGUCUGUGUCUGUUCAGAGUCAUAGAAAGCCAAGGUGUGAAUCCCUUUUUAGAUUGUAGUUCAGCUGCUAACCACAGCAAAGUGCCUUUAUAUUCGUUCAGCAGUUGGUGUAUUUAAAUAAUGUACAGUAAAGCUUUAGUAGAGACAUUGAAACAAUGAUCUUAGUCAGUUUAGAUCAUAUGUUAUAAGCUGUGUUAGUGCCACAUUGCUGCACAGAGAGAAAUGGCAAUAGGAUGGCAACAAAGAGGAUGCUUGUUUUUUAUGUCAGUACUUUGUAGAAAUGGAAAGAACAUUAUUGACAGUGCUUUCCACUUUGCUACUGUAUUAUUGUCACCAUAAUACUGUGUGCUGUAAAAUGCAUUGUCAUUUAAUCUGAUUGGUCUCCUGUCAUGCACACAUACUGUAUACUGUAGUUGCCAGUUUAGAUCAGUACUGUUGUCCAGGAAUAAAUAGAUGGUUGGUGUUAUACAAAAGGGAGGUCCACCUUGUCACAGUUGCUAUGUACAAAACACACAAACACAUUAUCACUACAGUGUGUCUCUCUGCUUUUUAGUUUAAGGAGAGUUUUUAAAUUCGACAGUUUAAACUAGAUCAUGAAAGUUUAAUGGUCUACAAAUUAUGGUGGAUUUUCCCUACCACCUUGGGACGAGAUGUAGCUAUGAUCACUGUUUACAACUGUAUAUGUUCUAGAGAACUGUAAGAUGUCAACUGUACAUACCUGUUUCUAUUUUUUCUUGCCUUAAUAUACUGCAAAGUGUUGACAGAUGUAUGGCUGUAACUGGCUGCUGAUAUGACAUGGAUUGCAUGAUUCAA
Molecule: messenger RNA, 3741 nt
Organism: Scomber scombrus (Atlantic mackerel)
Lineage: Eukaryota; Metazoa; Chordata; Actinopteri; Scombriformes; Scombridae
Gene: rassf8a
Product: ras association domain-containing protein 8
Exons: 6
Coding region: 409-1776 (455 amino acids)
Biological process (GO): signal transduction
Source: RefSeq, a predicted model, not a curated record